Messenger RNA from Ictalurus furcatus (blue catfish), 3563 nucleotides. It is a transcript of the gene impa2, whose product is annotated as inositol monophosphatase 2. The coding region runs from base 616 to 1467 and encodes 283 amino acids. The record is from RefSeq and is a predicted model, not a curated record. Lineage: Eukaryota; Metazoa; Chordata; Actinopteri; Siluriformes; Ictaluridae. The transcript has 8 exons. Gene Ontology annotation, molecular function: inositol monophosphate 1-phosphatase activity. Gene Ontology annotation, biological process: inositol metabolic process; phosphatidylinositol phosphate biosynthetic process; signal transduction.
CAAUGCAACAACUUUCAUGUAUCAUUUCUAUUUUUAUAUGAGCAUUCAUUCAUCAUUUAUUUAUUCACUGGCCACUUGUUACACAGUUACAUACAUUAAAAUGUACUUUAAAACUCCAACAUGCUGAAUGUGUAAAAGUUUGUAAAGCUGGUGUUUUUCAGGAAGGCUCCAGUGAGAAAUAAUGGUUCCAGUCAGUGUUUAGGUUUAAUCCUAAAUGACCCUACAGGACGCAUAGUGCACUACAUAGGGCGUAGACGCCGGUCAUUCAUGCGCGUGAUAGUGUACUUCUAUAGGGUUUACUGAGUCAUUUGGGAUUCAGCCUUAUGUUUAUAACCAAACUCCUCUGAACUGGAUUGAAUUCGGUUUGUUUUUUGUGACACAAAUGGGAGGUUUCAUACAGUGCUAUGAUCUUAAAUCCAGUGUUUUGGUGGAGCAAGUCGCCAUCACUGACCCUGAGCGCGGAGAGGAGAAACACUGACACUAGCACAUCCAUGUCAGGACUCCAUACUGCUUUAAAGUCACCGUGGAAACCCUGUCCUCCAGCCCGAAUCUGUUAACCAUGAGCGGAGAGACACACCGCCGUCGUUUCCGCUUGUAACCCGCUCAGUUUCCGUCAUGAGCUCGGACAUGGAGGCAGAGAGCUGGGCUGAGUGCAUGGAUGUGGCCGUGAAGACAGCGCUCAGAGCCGGCCAGACGGUCCGGGUGUCCAUGAUGCAAGAGAAGCGUGUGAGCAGUAAAAGCACUCCGACAGACCUGGUGACAGAGGCUGACCAGCAAGUGGAGGAGCUGAUCAUCUCCACGCUCAGGGAGCACUUUCCCUCACACAGGUUCAUUGGAGAGGAGUCAUCUGCUGCAGGAGAGAAGUGUAUUCUCACAGAUAACCCUACAUGGAUAAUAGAUCCUAUUGAUGGCACUUGUAACUUUGUUCACAGUUUUCCCAUGGUUGCAGUAAGCAUUGGCUUUGCAGUAAAGAAACAGCUGGAGUUUGGUGUCAUAUACCACUGUUUGGAUGGAACGUUAUACACUGGAAGGAGAGGUCACGGGGCAUUUUGCAAUGGAGUCCGACUCCGCGUUUCAAAGGAGAAAGAUGUUUCCAAAGCCCUAAUUCUAACAGAGAUUGGGGCAAAGAGAGAACCUCACACACUGGAUAUCUUUUUGGGGAACAUGAAGCAGUUGCUGAGUGCACCAGUCCAUGGAGUAAGGAUCAUAGGCAGCUCAACUCUAGCACUGUGUCAGGUUGCGACCGGAGCAGCUGAGGCGUACUACCAGUAUGGUCUACACUGCUGGGACAUCGCUGCAGCAGCGAUUAUCAUCACUGAAGCAGGCGGCUGUGUGAUCGACACCACAGGGGGUCCUCUUGAUCUCAUGUCUCGCCGUGUUGUAGCUGCUGGCUCCCAGGAGAUAGCAGAUUACAUCGUCCAGCGGCUCAAGCCAAUCAACUACGGACGUGAUGACGAAGACCCUUGACCCAGUGACCGGCCUUGAGCCCUUCAUCAGCAAAUCUCAGCCUUUUACCUCAAAUCCCUACAAUCCUGCCAUUUUAUCUGCAGUGUCCUUUAUGCAAUGCUCUUUUUUUAUAGAGUUCAUGAUUUUUUUUUCCGUAUCUCCACCAGAGGACUAAAGUAAUGCCGUAUAUUGCAGUUCCUGAGGAAAUAUAUGAGUGAACAAACUGAACCUAAAAACUUACCGCACUGCAUGUUCCUGAGCAUUAGAAACAAUAACCAUUAUAUAAUAACACUAAAUUAGCAUAAUGUAAACAUAUAAAAACGAUCAUCAUUGUGUUUAUUUAUUAACACCAGUGUGAACAGCUUUGCUUAUGUAAUUUACUGCGUGUUGCCUCUUGCAUGGGCAACGAAGUUCAGUGUAUUCCUACAGCUUCAGAUGUUAGGUUUGGGAUGGACAGUUUGUCAUACAGUACAUGCUGUUCUGUAGCAAACGAAAAAGCAUUCAACGUAAGGAAUUGACGUUUCCUGCUGUGGGUCCAGUAUUUUAUCAUAGUGAAUAAUGCACAAGAAUAAUCUUAGUGUAGCUCCCAUAAAGCCUUCACCAUGUGACAGGAAUAUGAAGUGGAUUAUUCUUUAUACCAUAAAGCCACAGCACCUGUGUAUAAAUAGAUGCUGUGGAUAGAACGUUCAGGAGUAAUUUCACUUGGAUUAAAUGAUUCAACCAAAAAGAACAUUCAGGAAAUUAUCACUAUGCCUACACACUAAAAUGCUUAUUUCUUUGAAAGUGUAUUAAGAGUGUACUAUAGUCACUGUAACAGCUUGCAAUGAUUACUAUGCUGUCAUUUUUUUAGUAACCCAUCACUACAUGCAGACUCCAUAUGUACUACCCUGCCCGUACCCCAUCUCAUUCAGGCAGGAAUUUGAAUUAUCCACUCAGCCAAUCACAGCGCAAUGCACAAACUAAUGCAGUCAAGGGCCUCAGUUAUUGUUCACAUCAGAAUGAAGAAAAAAUGCGUUCUUGGUUACUUUCAACUAAAGCGUGGUUGUUGGUGCCAGACAGGUUGGUUUGAGUAUUUCAGAAAUUGCUGAUCUGAGAUAAAGGACAUUUGAGUAGAUCAGGGGUGUCCAGUCUUAUCCAGAAAGGGCCGGUGUGGGUUUUCAUUCCAAUCAAAUCCAACCAAGUUGAUCUUGGCUUUCAAUAGACUAUAAGGUGUGGCUUCUGCUUGGUUGGAAUGAACAUCUGCACCCACACCGGCCCUUAGCAGACUACACCCCUGGUGUAUACUGUCUUCAUGAACUGUAAUUAAGGUUUUAGUCUGAGUUUGAGUGGCCAGUGUGUUUGGCUUUUAAAUGUAUGGGAUUCCUAAAGCUAAUCUGCUGUUUUAAUAUUCAUGGUUUACCUUUUUAUGUAUUUUUUAAUAGGCUACUACACAAACAACAAUUUGUCCCCUUUAAGGGCAAUACCUCUGUGUGUGUUAGAAGAAUAUUUCCUUCUGAUCCCAUCUCUUGUUGUGAACUGAAAACUAAUGUACACAUAGUACUCCUCUUUUAUUGCCUAAAAGUUAGCACCUGUAUGAAUUUUUGGCGGUCAUGCAGUCAAUAUCCACUGUGUGUUUCAAUUAAAUUACAAAUAAAGUUUGAAGACAUGAUGACUAAUUAUUUACUUAUUUUUUAUGAAUAAUACGUUGAUAAGCAGAAGAAUUCAUUAAAUUGUCUCAACUAAACACUUUAAUCCGGUCACCAUCACAUGUCCCUCGAAAAACUGGGUGUGAGGCUAUGGAUGGGGUGCCAUGGAUGAGAUUCCACAACACACACACACGCACACUCAUACACUCAUUUACACCCAGGGGACAUUUACUGAACUUGUGGAUCAUUAGAUUCAAGUUGGAACUAAACAAAUCCAGAAAUAUCAGAUUUUUAAAAGCAGGACUCAACUCCACCAAUCUAGAUUAUAAUAUAUCCUUGGCUUUACUUUGCCUUGGUAACUUUGACAUCCAUUUCAACCAUUUCAGUGUAACAAUUUAGUUUGAGCUAAUACGAUUAGGAAAGAUCAACUUCUAAAUCUAUAAAAUAUAAGUCUAGUAAAGGCAGAUUGUGCCAGCCUCAUUUCUUACAUUU